AUGGCCGUCACUUGUGAAGUUCGAGAGCCCGUAUACCCUGUCUUCCCCCGGGACUCCUCACACGAGACUCCAGAGGCCAUCGAACAAUUGACGACAGGUCAAUUCCGUGUCAAUCAUCCCGGGGAUAUUGCAGUAGGAAGUGCGACUGCCAAUGCAGCGGCAGCGCUCAAUGAGUGGUAUCCCCAGCUCGGGGCGCUCAUCUUGCAAUGGACGUCUCGAAAUGGAGCACUUGUCCAGCGCGAGGCCGAAGCUGAGCCACUAAUCUUCCCAAUGGGACGAAGCCUUUUCGCCACCCCCCCCAACCGAGUCGCCAUUGUUUUCGCGCUCAACAGCAAGAAUCAGUGUGCCGGGGCCGCCAUCGCCAAAGGCAUGGCUCGCAGGGCAGCCAUCCGGGCAGGCCUGCACCUUGAUGAUGACGAUGAGGAGCCGAGAGCCCGCUGGAUGGUCCGAACAAGGGUCGAUGAGACUCAUGUGCUAGAGCAGCCAGUCUCCGUCCGGUCAGGGGAUUCCGUGGUCCUGUCUCCGGGCCAGCAAAUUUUCGAGCUGCAUGAGGAUGGCAGCGACCAGCAGAUGUCGGUCAUUUGGACCGAGCAUCAGCUGUACGCUGACCCAACGCCAAGGGAGGAGUCGGACGGGGAGCUGACCGAGGGUGACUUGGCCGAGGAGGAGCAGGGUGAGGAAACGCUGACGGUGAAGGAGUAG
Molecule: messenger RNA, 702 nt
Organism: Clonostachys solani
Lineage: Eukaryota; Fungi; Ascomycota; Sordariomycetes; Hypocreales; Bionectriaceae
Source: the annotation of a GenBank genome assembly